AUGGAUACUAGUUACGUUCCUAACAACCCCCAGUUCGGCUUACAGUUGGAGUGCAACUGGGGUGGUUCUUCCACGGGGCUACAGCAGGUAGCUCCUUGCACAGACGACCUAUCAUCUUGUUGGAGCGAAGAUAUGGGUUCCUUAUCCCUUCCUCUGGAUCUGGAACCGUUGCCAAGUCUCUUCAACAUCUCACCUUGCAGCAGUGGUACAAAUGGAAAGUUGUCAGUUCCAAACCAAAUGCCUGUAACGUUUCGCGAAACAACCAAACAACCAGCAGAUGUAGCGGACGUGCUAUUGUCCUUGAAACACGCCGUGGUCCAUCCUGGACAGAGUCCUACUGACAAAUUUGAAGCACAACACUACCACCCACAAAUGCUCCUCUCUCCAGGAGGAUAUUCUGGUGGUUUUUGCGACCAGACUUUCACCCAACAGCCCCCGAUGUUCCCCAGUAUGUCAGUGAAUGUCUCCAUGAAUAUGACCAUGCACGGUUACCAUCCCAAUAAUGGUUGUGGAUAUUCUACUACGGAUCUUUCUUGUCCGCAGGUACAGUGGAAUAGCGCCUCUCAACCAAACACACAGAGUUACCAGAGCCAGGGUCUGUUAAGUCCUUCAUAUGGAGGAGCAACUUAUUCGUUCACGGCCGAUUUUAGGCCGCCACAAGAAACGCCAGUUUUAACCACCACUACCUACAAACCCGUACCCAUGUGCUUUUCGUCACCGAGGAGAAGGCACAGCAUAAGCUUGUUGGAGGAAGAGAGUCAAAAACCCAACGUAUGCCGAAUAUGUGGGAAGAGCUACGCCCGGCCCAGCACUCUGAAGACCCACCUGCGCACCCACAGCGGCGAAAAGCCCUACCGCUGCAUCGACUGCAACAAGUCCUUCUCGCAGGCGGCCAACCUGACGGCGCACGUGCGCACCCACUCCGGGGAAAAGCCGUUUCGGUGUCCGGUGUGUGACAGGCGCUUCUCCCAGAGCUCCUCGGUAACGACGCACAUGCGCACGCAUUCCGGAGAGAGGCCAUACAGGUGCAGGUUGUGCAAAAAGGCCUUCUCGGACAGCAGCACCCUCACGAAACAUCUAAGGAUACACAGCGGGGAGAAACCGUACGAAUGCAAAUUGUGUUUACUCAGGUUUAGUCAGAGUGGUAACCUAAACAGGCACAUGAGGGUCCACGGCACCAACGGAAUGCCUCCAUGA
Messenger RNA from Anoplophora glabripennis (Asian longhorned beetle), 1197 nucleotides. RefSeq names its product protein glass-like (gene Gl). Lineage: Eukaryota; Metazoa; Arthropoda; Insecta; Coleoptera; Cerambycidae. Gene Ontology annotation, molecular function: DNA-binding transcription factor activity, RNA polymerase II-specific; RNA polymerase II cis-regulatory region sequence-specific DNA binding. The record is from RefSeq and is a predicted model, not a curated record. Gene Ontology annotation, cellular component: nucleus. The coding region runs from base 1 to 1197 and encodes 398 amino acids. Gene Ontology annotation, biological process: regulation of transcription by RNA polymerase II. The transcript has 6 exons.